This is a messenger RNA of Penicillium subrubescens, 387 nucleotides long. Its product is annotated as DNA-directed RNA polymerase II core subunit RPB9. The transcript is spliced from 4 exons. Bases 1 to 387 code for a protein of 128 amino acids. NCBI's taxonomy places the organism in Eukaryota, Fungi, Ascomycota, Eurotiomycetes, Eurotiales, Aspergillaceae. Gene Ontology annotation, molecular function: nucleic acid binding; zinc ion binding; DNA-directed RNA polymerase activity. The record is from RefSeq and is a predicted model, not a curated record. Gene Ontology annotation, biological process: maintenance of transcriptional fidelity during transcription elongation by RNA polymerase II; transcription-coupled nucleotide-excision repair; transcription initiation at RNA polymerase II promoter. Gene Ontology annotation, cellular component: RNA polymerase II, core complex.
AUGUCUGCCAGUCCAACUCCCUCUGGCGGUGCCGAUACCAAGCCCGCUGAUCAGAUUCACUUCCGCUUCUGUCGCGAGUGCUCCAACUUGCUCUACCCCAAGGAGGACCGCGCCACCAACCAGCUCAUGUUCACCUGCCGCACCUGCCACGUCGGCGAGCCCGCUACCUCCCACUGCGUCUACCAGAACAAGCUCAACAGCCAGGUUGGAGAUACUGCCGGUGUCACUCAGGAUGUUGCCUCUGAUCCCACGCUUCCUCGAGCGAAUAAGCUUUGUCCGAGCUGCGGUGAGAACGAAGCCGUCUUUUUCCAGUCCCAGCAGCGUUCUGCUGAGAGUGGAAUGAAACUCUACUACGUGUGCUGCGCCUGUGGCAAUGUCUUCCUGUGA